GCGGGGCCUUGGAGUCCUGCGGCAGAGGCCGGCGAGCGGGUCGCUGCUGGGGCCGUCGUUUCCGCGCUGGCGGCUUCAUGACCUCUGCCUGGUUUAUUUCGUGUUCUGAGGAGAGUGUGAGAAGGAGCCAUGGAUCCUGCAGCAUUGGUAGAAGCCGUUAUGGAAGAAGUGGCCUGUCCCAUCUGCAUGACCUUCCUGAGGGAGCCCGUGAGCAUCGACUGUGGCCACAGCUUCUGCCACAGUUGUCUCUCUCGACUCUGGGGGGUCCCAGGAGAAUCUGAGAACUGUGGUUACACAUGUCCUCUCUGCCGGGCUGCUGUGCAGCCAAGGAACCUGCGGCCUAAUUGGCAGCUGGCCAGUGUUGUAGAAAAAGUCCGUCUGCUAGGGCUGCACCCAGGAAUGGGGUGGAAGGGGGAUGUGUGUGAGCUCCACAGGGAACAGCUGAAGGUGUUCUGCAAAGAGGAUGGCCUGAUCAUGUGUGAGGCCUGCAGCCGGUUCCCCGAGCAUGAGACCCACAGUGUCGUGCCCAUGGAGGAUGUCACCUGGGAGUAUAAGUGGAAACUGCAUGAGGCUCUGGAACAUCUGAGGAAGGAGCAAGAAGAGGCCUGGAAGCUGGAAGUUGGUGAGAGGAAACGAACUGCCAACUGGAAGAUACAGGUGGAAACCCGAAAGCAGAGUAUCAUGUGGGAGUUUGAGAAGUAUCGGCGAUUACUACAGAAAAACCAGCCACCAGGGCGGCGGCUGGAGGUAGAGGCAGCUGCAGCUCUGGCCAGCCUAGAGCAGGAGGAGGGGGAGACCAUGCGGAAACUGGAGAUGAAUCACAAUGAGCUCCUGCAGCAGAGCCGGGUCCUGUGGAGGAUGAUUGCGGAGCUGGAAGAGAGGUCUCAGAGGCCUGUCCGCUGGAUGCUGCAGGGUAUUCAGGAAGUCUUAAACAGGAGCAAGUCUUGGAGCCUGCAGCGGCCAGAACCAGUCUCCUUGGAACUGAAGACGGAUUGCCGUGUGCUGGGGCUAAGAGAGGUCCUGAAGACAUAUGCAGCUGACGUGCGCCUGGAUCCAGACACUGCUUAUUCCCGCCUCAUCGUGUCUGAGGACAGAAAAUGUGUGCGCUAUGGAGACACCAAGCAGAAAUUGCCAGACAAUCCUGAGCGAUUUUACCGCUACAACAUUGUUUUGGGCAGCCAGUGCAUCUCCUCAGGCUGCCACUACUGGGAGGUGGAGGUGGGAGACAGGUCUGAAUGGGGCCUGGGCGUGUGUAAGGAAAAUGUAGACCGGAAGGAGGUGGUCUAUUUAUCCCCCCACUAUGGAUUCUGGGUGAUAAGGCUGAGGAAGGGAAAUGAGUACCGGGCAGGCACUGAUGAAUACCCCCUCCUGUCCUUGCCAGUCCCUCCCCGCCGGGUGGGAGUCUUCCUGGAUUAUGAGGCCCAUGAUAUCUCCUUCUACAAUGUGACUGACAAUGGCUCCCACAUUUUUACUUUCCCCCACUAUCCCUUCCCUGGGCGCCUCCUACCCUAUUUUAGUCCUUGCUACAGCAUUGGUGCCAACAACACCGCUCCUCUGACCAUUUGCUCCCUGGAUGGGGACGACUGAGAGAGGCCCCAUCCUAGCCAGAGGCCUUGGAAUUUCACCUGGACUGCAGGAAUUUUGGAGAGCCCUGCCAAGGACAAGGGUCCCCUUGAACUGAGCUGAGCCUGGAAUCCAGGGAUUCCUCUGCCUGAACUACUGGUCUGUUGCCACUAGGCCAAAGUCUGUCUCUAACCACUCAUGUGGAAAUACUGAAGCUCAGCCAAAUAAGCAGUGCGCCUGUAUGAGGGAAACCUGGCAGGGCUGAUGGUGAAGAUCAGAGCGGGUCUGAGAAUCAGGACUCUGUCCUUUCUGUAGCUCAUGCCCCUCUUCCCCAUCCCUGUUGGUGCCAAGAUUAAGUCAGUGAUGAUGAUGAAGUAGAUCCAACGUUCAGGAAACCCUUUGGAUAGGAUUGAGCAACAAACCAAGAGAAUACUGUCCGUGUCCAGAGCUGGUUUCUGUGCUGAGACCAGUUAGAGGAUGCUUCACCUGAGGUUUGCUGCUUCUGAGCAACCCAAAACUGACCCCAGCUUUCUGACCUCCUAAUUUAGCAGCAUUGCCCCCACCAUCUCGGUUGCCAUCCCCAAUCUGAGCAAGAGCUGGGCAGAUUGCUCUCAAACUCUAAGGAGACCUGUGUCCUGGUCUUGCCCUUUUCUCUGAAUGUCAGGAUCAGAAACGCUGUGAGCCUUCUUAUUUUCACUUGACGGAUGAAGAAACUGAAAUGGCCUUCAUGCAGCAAGUUGUUUCUCACAAAGCUGCUGAAAGAAGAUUGUAAAGAUUAUAAAGUAUUUCUCAUAUUCAAAUGAAACAAGAUUGACAAACUCGCUUCUCAGGUCACAUGUCUGUAUGUCAUUCAUUACAUUUGGAUCUGAAACAUCCCACCUGUUUGAAAGAUUUUCAGGUGUCCUCAGUGGAAAAGUGGGUAUAGUAGCUGCAUACUCUCCUACCUCACAAGAUUGAAGUGAAGAUCUCAGUUCCAUCUGAUACUGUUGUUCCUUUCUCAGGGAUGGAGGAAGGCAAGCCAUAGAAUUUGCCUGUUUCACCUUCUGACAGCCAGCAUCUUGACAGCAGGGCCUUUGUUUCUUAGGGCCUCUCCUGACAGUAUAGAGCCCUUUAGACAGGUGCCCAUGCCAAUGACAAACGCCAGCCACAGUAAUAUAUUGUGCAUCUGUUAUAUGUGUUUGUCUUGGGAUUAGAAUGAGGAUAGUGACAUUAGGGUAGAGAAUGGAAAUAGUAAAGAGAAAAAUGUAUAACAAAUGCUCUACAAAGAUGGCUCAGCUACAAGCUGUUUAGGCUGCAAUUCAGGUCUUGUUAUAUCACAAAGGGAGUCUUCAUGGUUCUGGUGACUACAGAAUACUUCUCUAAAUCUAUGAGAGAAGGAGUAAAGCAGGAGGGAAGGGUGGGGAGAAGAAAUUGGACUAGGCACAAAACGCCAGUUUGGGGGCCAUAUAUUAUAUGCAAGGGAAUUAAGACUAUAUAUAUGGGCUUUUGAUGUUAAAGUGAUUGUUGUAUGUGGCAAAAAUAAUUCAUUACAGGACUGAAGUUUAUGACGUGGGGAUGAUUGUGGCUGGAAACAAACUGCAAGGCAAGCAUAUGAGAACUAAUGGCUUUGCCUAUUGCAAGGGCUGCAGUAUGUCCAUUACAUAUUGUCACCGUGAUGUUGUAACACAACCUCUGAGGUAGUUUACACUUGAAGGUAGUGACGGUGGGUUAGGAUUGGGCAGCAAAAUGGAUACAAGGUUAGGUAUAGGCAAAGGCAAAGUAAUUCCUAUAAUAAAGAUUACCAAAAAUCAUCUUUCUGCUUUCGUUGUGUUGGCUGUUCACAUAUGAAGGAGGUAAAAUGGGCCCAAAUGGAGAAAUAAACUCACUCUAUCCACCAUGCUUCUAGGUUGCUCCUUGACUGUUAGCAGUAGAAGGGGAGAAGUUUCCAUCAUCUGCUUGGAGGAGAAUGAAAUAGUCAGUCACAGACCAGGUCUUGCAAAGGGUUGAAAUGACCUACAUUAGAGGGACCAUGUGUGUUUGUGUGUGGGGACUCCCUGGGGAAUUGUUUAUAGAGUUGAGAAAUGGAUCUUGAGAAAGUGCUUCCAGUUAUGUCCAUGGACACUUAGCAGAAGAGGCUACAGGCCAAGUCAGUGUUAUUCUUUUACUGUGGUUUUAUUAGGACAAAUCUUGGAAGUUUCCUAGCAAAAGAUUAUUAGGUGAUAAAUUCAUUCAAACUUAGAAUGAAUUAAUGUCUGAAAUGGCUCCAUUUGUAACGUGUUAUUUAUUUAUUUAUUUUUACGUUUAUAAGCUGAUUUGGGUGCUAUGAUUACUUGUUAGAAGAAUUACAAGGUUAAACACGUUAUUUUAUAUUCUCUGAUUUGAAGACCAAGCAAGGAGACUAAAGUUCUUAAGUAUAUGAAAUCCUUUUUCUCUAGGGUAGUUGAUUACUCUUGCCUUCUAAGAACCCCAUGAAGACAAGGACCUUAUUCGUCUGGUUCACCAUUGUAGCCCCAGUCUAGUGUGUGUGUG
Messenger RNA from Diceros bicornis minor, 4071 nucleotides. RefSeq names its product tripartite motif containing 68 (gene TRIM68). Lineage: Eukaryota; Metazoa; Chordata; Mammalia; Perissodactyla; Rhinocerotidae. The transcript has 7 exons. Gene Ontology annotation, molecular function: zinc ion binding; protein binding. The coding region runs from base 130 to 1587 and encodes 485 amino acids. The record is from RefSeq and is a predicted model, not a curated record.